AUGGGCUCGCGGUUCUCGACCUCGACCUCGACCAGGAUCACGUCGCUCGUGCGACUUGCCAUGCGCGACGCUCUGCUUGCCUCAUCGAGCCUUCCUUGUGUCAAUGUCUUCGCGAGUACAUCUUCACUCCUUUGGGUCGUAGACUCUGAGAUGUUGCAACUUGAUCUCAUAGCUCUCCACGAGGCCGACGAGUACGGACAUGACCUAUGCUAA
Peniophora sp. CBMAI 1063 is the source of this 213-nucleotide messenger RNA. NCBI's taxonomy places the organism in Eukaryota, Fungi, Basidiomycota, Agaricomycetes, Russulales, Peniophoraceae. The record is from the annotation of a GenBank genome assembly.